AUGGACAAACUCGAUAAAAUAAUUGCAUAAUUAGAUGAGUUAGAGAUAAGUCAAAAACACAAAGAAGUCUAGAUUAAACAUAAUCAAAAUUCUUUAUUGUUAAGACUACCUAAAGUAAAUCAAUUAAUAAACUAAAAGGUGAUAUUAAUUCAAAGGAUUUGUGGAUUUUUAGAUGAUCAAGAUCUAUACAGAUUUACGGCUACUUGUUCUACUAUGAGAAAAAUAAUGUUUUCUCCUUUGGGAUUUAAACUAUUAACUUUAAGUAGAAACGCAUUACAUAUUGUUGGAGGAAACAAAUAACAAUAACAAAUACUAAAGUAAGAAAAAUAAGAAAUUGGGUCGAGUGGAAAUUAGUCUGAAAAUAAUAAUAGUGUUUUUGAUUCAGAAGAAGAUGCUUUGGCUCAAUUACAGGCUUUAAAAUCUGUGAAAGAAUUUUUAACAACAAAAUUGCAAUAAUCUUAAGCUUAAAUACAAAAUAUUGAGGAUUUGAUAACUGAUUCCUCAGAUACAUUGAAAUAUGAAAAAUCAGUCAAUAUGAAAUUGUAAUCCAAAAUUAAUAUACUUCAAAACCAACUCUCCAUUUCUGAAUUAUAAAGACAAGAUGUUAAAGAAAAUUUAUCUGAAUUAAAUUCUGAAUACAAUAAAAUAGUAAUUCUUAUUUCUAAUUUAGAUAAGCUAAAUGGAAUAGGAUAGAGUAUUACUCUAAGAUGAAAAAGAUAAAUUAUUGGGACAUAAGAAGGUACUUAUUCAAGAAGUUUACAGAUUAAGAGGAAUGGUUUCUUAAAUGGAAGAGGAUCAAAAUAAUUAUUAAUCAGCUUUAAAAUAAAUUAAAGUUUUUAUGGACACCAUAGAUUUGAAACCCAUUUGA
Messenger RNA from Paramecium pentaurelia, 868 nucleotides. The record is from the annotation of a GenBank genome assembly. NCBI's taxonomy places the organism in Eukaryota, Ciliophora, Oligohymenophorea, Peniculida, Parameciidae.